Messenger RNA from Aspergillus versicolor CBS 583.65, 1656 nucleotides. RefSeq lists its product as uncharacterized. Lineage: Eukaryota; Fungi; Ascomycota; Eurotiomycetes; Eurotiales; Aspergillaceae. The transcript has 4 exons. Bases 1 to 1656 code for a protein of 551 amino acids. The record is from RefSeq and is a predicted model, not a curated record.
AUGUUUGGAGGAUGGGGUGGCACGCUGGGGCUCCCCGCAAUCGGCUCAGAUACCGACAAAGAACGUUCUCCCCCGCCGCCGCCAACGCCGUUGGACUUCCCCAGAUAUAACCUCCCCAACGUCCCCGACACCCCCUCUGAAGCCUCGUUACGCAACUUCCGAACUGUUCUUGCCUCCAUCCGCCGUCCCCAGGACAUCACGCCCGAUAAAUUCAACGAUCUCAACCUCAAAGUUGAAACAGACGUUCCCGUAGCCUCCAUCAUCCACCAUGAUGGUGCCAGGACCGCCGCUCCCCUACCCUGGGAAUCGGAGUCUCUUGACCCCUCCAUCGGCCGCCCCAUGCCAGCAGACGGAUCUCUGAUUUUCAUGGAUAACGAGAACCCGUACCCGCACAAGGACAAAUACGAUGUCUUAGAACGCGAGCUGCUCUUCGAGAACGACGACGCGUUCCGGGAAGUCGGUAGGUUGCCUCCUCGCGCAGGCCGCGAACGGGUAAGGGUGACGCAGACAAGGAAAUUCUGGACGGCGCUCGAACGAAUGGGACAAUACUGGGAUGACAGUUUGGAUGAGUACUAUGAGCGGCCGAAGUCGCCUGAGCCGAGCAAGACUGGUGAUGGCACUACAGAAGCCUCCACUCCCAUGGACGUGGAUACCGCCGCACCGAACGGUGCUUCAGCUGCACCAACACAAGAGUCUAAGCCAAGCGAGCCAGAGUCGGUGAAGAAGUAUAAGGGUCGGCGCAUCGGGGCCGGCAGCGAUAUGCCUGAUGAUAUUCGCGAGGAGGCCGUCCGCGCAUUAACCGAGAUGGCUGCCUGGCCCUUUGGAUGCCAGGCGUCCCUCCCGAUGCUUCCUCCCCGGCUAUCGUUGGGCACGCUGCUCUUCCCCAUCCGGCAAACAUUCCUAGCCACGCGGUCGCCAAGAGACAGGCAGCUUGCUAGGAACGGGAUGCUUGAAGGCCCUAUCUUCGUCGCUCAGUGCCGGCCCGAAACGGUCUUCCGAGCGCCGGAACAGACUCCAGGGCUCGGCAUGGGUGAUACGUGCGACCUCGUUCGUGAAGUCGGGUCUAUGCUCCUCGCUGCACAGGAGCGGGCACGAGAGGGCAAGAUCGAGGUCAAGCCGGGUGAGGGCAAAUGGUGGACGGCGACCCCACGAUGGGGCGGCGCGCCGAACGAUAAUAUCGGUGACAGUGUAAGGGUCACAAACGAGCAGGAAAGAGAAGCAGCGGCCAACAACGAGCGCAAACGUUCAAGACCGUCGGGGCUGCGGCGACCAACGUUGACUCGAAGAAUGAGCAGCAGCGAUAAGUGGAAGAUCGUCCAACCAGGCCCGAGUCUGUGGGAUAGACGGAUGCGGUAUAUCCAGAUUGGAAAGGAUAAAGAGAGCCCUUUUGACGAUAUAUACAUGCUCUCCUCAAUUAACCACCACGUUGCCAUCCUCCAUCUCCGCGUCCACCGCCGCUACCUCGACAUCAUCACCAAGGGAACAAGCGACGUCCCUCCAGACUCACCAUCGGACAGCCCCUGGCACGUCCUCAAAGUGCGACGAACAAGGUGGUACAAUCUCUUCGAUGCGCAGGACCGACUAGAAGUGUUCAGGGGAAUAUGGACUUUAUUCCACUGCCUUCUGCGUUCGAGGUCGUUCGCCUUCAGUAGCUGA